Rhododendron vialii is the source of this 1105-nucleotide messenger RNA. RefSeq lists its product as uncharacterized. Gene Ontology annotation, molecular function: protein-folding chaperone binding; ATPase activator activity. The record is from RefSeq and is a predicted model, not a curated record. Gene Ontology annotation, biological process: positive regulation of ATP-dependent activity; protein folding. Bases 25 to 879 code for a protein of 284 amino acids. The transcript is spliced from 6 exons. Gene Ontology annotation, cellular component: cytosol. NCBI's taxonomy places the organism in Eukaryota, Viridiplantae, Streptophyta, Magnoliopsida, Ericales, Ericaceae.
GAAGUUUCUGGAAAGUACAUACACAUGUGCAUAAUGGUCAAAAGGGAUCAGAGACUUCCUCCGUCAAUCUCUCUCUUCGUCCAGUCUCACCACCUCUCUCUCUCUCUCUCUCUGCAUUGUCCUGAUCCCUCUCUCACUCCGUUUUUCAGAUCUCUCCACAUUCAACUUCGAUCAAUUCGGUGGUUUUCCGUUGUUUAUCCACUAGAAAAAUUGAAAAUUAGGGGUUUUGACGAACAAGUUGGGGUAGAGCGCCGGAGAAUGGAGAGUACGUCGUCGGAGAAGGAGGUGGGAGCUGCGGCGAUGGCGGCGGCGGCAUCGUCGUAUACGUAUUGGGUGAGGGAGGUGAGAGAAGAUGCGGCACCACUCCCGCUUCCGAAGAAACUCGACCCCCACGAUUUGUCCAACCACUCUCAACAUCCACCUUCCCACCUCGGUUCUGUCUGGAAUCGGGCUGGAACAUGGGAGGAGAAGAACCUUAACAAGUGGGCAAGUGAUAGGAUUAAGGAGUUGCUAAUUUCUGUUGGGUCCUUGGAAUUCUCUGGUGGCAGAGCUGAAAUAACAGAAGUUUCAAAAUGUGUAGGCGAGGCAUUCUUGGUUACAGUACGAAAUAAGAAACGUGUUAGCUACACUUAUGAGUUGACUCUGAGAGUCAAAGGUGAGUGGCUUGCUGGAGAGGAGAAAAAGAAGGUAAAGGGUUAUAUCGAUAUCCCGGAGUUCUCGGUUGGUGAACUGGAUGACUUGCAGUUUGAAGUGAGGCUUAAUGAGGAGAAAGAUCUUACUCAUCAAGAUAAGCUAAAAAUCAGUCAAGAUUUGAAGCUUUUUUUGCAGCCGGUCCGUGAAAAAUUGCUCCAAUUUGAGCAGGAACUGAAGGAUAGGUGAAAGAAGCCCUCAACAAUAAUGCUGUGACAGCCAUUUGUUUGUACUUGGAGCCUGUAACUUCUAUUUAUCGUCCUUUCAAAUGCAUGUAUUAGACCAUAAACUUGUUGCGAAGGCAAAGCCUGGGAUCUUUUGAGGCAUACUAAUAGUCAAUCUUUAAGACAAAUACAUCGGACUAUGAAGGCUUGUUCUGGGACAAUAUGGCAAUGUGCCGUGUUUUUCCUUGUUA